AUGAACCAGUCAAAUGUUCGCUUUUUGGAUCUACCUGAUGAACUAUUAUUGAUUAUUUUAAACAAACUUCAUAAUAUGGAUGUUCUCUAUUCAUUAUUUGAUGUCGAUAAUCAACGACUUCAUAAGAUAGUAAAAGAAAAAACAUUCACAAACACUCUCACUUUUGUAUUAACAACAAUAACUGGUAAUGUUUUGUCCAUUGGUGAUUUAAUAACUGAUCGAUUUUGUAUUAAUGUACUUCCAAACAUUGAUUAUAAUAUUAAAUCACUUAUUCUUGAAUCACAAUCUAUGGAACGUAUUCUCCUGGCUGCCAACUAUCCUAAUCUGACCGAACUUAAACUCUACAAUGUUAACGACCAUAUUGUUUCACGUCAUUUUACAGGCAAGAAAUAUCAAUAG
Messenger RNA from Adineta steineri, 399 nucleotides. NCBI's taxonomy places the organism in Eukaryota, Metazoa, Rotifera, Eurotatoria, Adinetida, Adinetidae. The record is from the annotation of a GenBank genome assembly.